AUUUGAAAAUUGAACUUCCAUUUUCUGGCACUUUGAAUUUAAAUCUUCAAGUCUUCUCUCUUUCUCUCUCCUUCAGUUUUCACUUCUCCAAAAAAAAUGGCGAAAGGAACAGUUGCUCCGACGAAGAAGAAAACCAAGGCGGCCGCCGAUACCACGGAUUCCCCUUCCGUCCUCCAUCCUCCUUACUUUGAGAUGAUAAGCGAAGCCAUAUCAACACUGAAGGAAAGGAGCGGAUCGAGCCAGCAAGCGGUGGCAAAGUUCAUCUCCGACAAGUACGGCGACGCUCUGCCUCCGAAUUUCAAGAAGAUGCUGUCAGUUCAGUUGAAGAAGUUUGUGAAAUCCGAAAGGCUCGUCAAGAUCAAGAACUCCUACAAGAUUUCAUCCACGGAAAAGCUCAAGUUGGAGAUCAAAGAGGCGCGCGAGAGGAAGAACGUCGCCGCUGACAGUUCCGCCGUGCCUAAAGAAAAGGCUGGAAACAAAAACUCGGAGAAGAGUGUCAAGACAAAGAGGCUGAGUCAGGUUAACACCCCGGAGGCUCUCAAGAAAGUGAGGAAAGAUGAUAAAAAGCAGGAUUCAGGGAAAAAGGUAAAGCGUUUGAGUCUGGUUAAGACACCGGAGGGAUGGAGGAGGAAGAAUUUGCAGUCUGGCCGCCGGAAGGAAGCCAAAAAGAAGGCCAAGAACUGAAGGUACGUAUUACGUAAUGAAUAUUUUAAUGGUGGUUUUUGUUUAUUUAAUUUCUUGCUGUGGUUGUAAUAUGUUUUGUUUGUCUUUUUGUGUUAAUUAUGCCUAAAUUUUAUUACCUCGUUAUAUAUUAUGAGAAAUCUUCCGUGCAAGGGGAUACCACUAGUAUCCUAACCAAUAGAAUGCUGAAGAAAACUCUACUUUUUUC
Messenger RNA from Rubroshorea leprosula, 889 nucleotides. NCBI's taxonomy places the organism in Eukaryota, Viridiplantae, Streptophyta, Magnoliopsida, Malvales, Dipterocarpaceae. The record is from the annotation of a GenBank genome assembly.